AUUUUCAUUGUUGAUCCUGCAAGACUGCAGACUGAACGUCCAUCAAAUUACUCAAGGAAUCCAAAUUUUCAAAAAAAAAAAAAAAAGAAAGAAAGAAAAAAAAAAAAAUGGAAAUUCCCAUAAUGAAGAGAAGCACAUUUACAUGCACUGUCUACAAUAUUUUUGUUAUUCUCUUCCUUUUACUUUCUGCAACUUCAAUUGCCAAAGACUUUAUUGAGGAAGAAGGAGAUUUAGACAUCAAAAGAUCUGAUUUUCCAGACGGGUUUCUCUUUGGAGCUUCUACUUCUUCAUACCAAAUUGAAGGAGCAUAUCUUGAAGACGGUAAAGGUCUUAGUAACUGGGACGUUUUUUCUCAUAUUGAAGGCGGCAUCGAAAAUGGAGAAAAUGGCGAUAUAGCUUCAGAUCAUUAUCACCGUUACAUGGAAGACAUUGAGAUACUACAUUCUCUAGGGGUAAAUGCUUACCGCUUUUCAAUUUCAUGGAGUAGAGUUCUUCCUAGAGGAAAGUUUGGUGGAGUUAAUCAAGCAGGAGUCUUGUUCUAUAAUCAAAUUAUCGAUAAUCUCCUACUCAGAGGAAUUGAACCAUUUGUGACAAUUCACCACUCUGACUAUCCUCAAGAACUCGAAGACAGAUAUGGGGGUUGGCUGAGUACCUUAAUGCAGGAUGACUUCGUCCAUUUUGCUGAGACGUGUUUUAAGAGUUUUGGUGAUCGUGUGAAAUAUUGGAGUAGCAUUAACGAGCCCAACUUAUUCGGAAUUUUGGGUUUUGAAAUUGGAAUUUGCCCACCCGCUCGUUGUUCACCGCCCUUUGGCAACUGUCCACAUGGCAAUUCAGAUAUCGAGCCCCUGAUUGCUGUACACAACAUGUUAUUGGCACAUGCCAAAGCUGCUAACUUAUAUCACAUGAAGUUUAAGCGUAAACAAGGAGGUAUGAUCGGCAUCAUUUUGCAUGCAAUAAUGUAUAAACCAUUAACGGAAGAUAAGUCCGACCAGGAAGCUGCAGAUAGGGCGUUGGCUUUUAAUAUUGCUUGGUAAGCAUCAAAAUUUAGUCAUUUUAUGAAGUUUUUUU
Molecule: messenger RNA, 1068 nt
Organism: Olea europaea var. sylvestris
Lineage: Eukaryota; Viridiplantae; Streptophyta; Magnoliopsida; Lamiales; Oleaceae
Product: beta-glucosidase 18-like
Exons: 8
Coding region: 108-1034 (308 amino acids)
Biological process (GO): carbohydrate metabolic process
Molecular function (GO): beta-glucosidase activity
Source: RefSeq, a predicted model, not a curated record